UAAGAGACAGGCAAAGUUUAGAUGUGCUUUGACACUGAGGUUCUCUCCCUGAUCCAUGAAGGUUAACAGUCAAACUUGUAACAAAAGUCAAAGGGUGUUUAGAAGCAAGGUAGGCAUCCACAAGGCAGGGGAUUCCUUAACCCAAAUGUCCUUUCAGCUCUUGGGAGAUUGUUUUCCCUAAAUGUAGGUUAGGUCUCCAUGAACCUCCUUCCCUGUAGAAGAUAGACGCACACACACACUACACUCACCUGCCACUACCCUACCAUCCAUUCUCAGAAUCAUCCUUCUCUCCCCAUUUUCUCCCCUGACAUCAGCUCCAGCCUGCCCAUUGGCUGGAAAAGCUACGAGGCGCCGCCUCCGAGUAGCUGCAGACUAUAUAAGGCUGUACUCUGGCGGGAGAAGUAGUAGUACGCUGGAGGGUUCGCCUUUUCCCGGUUCUGUCAGCGCAACAGUGCAGGCGCGUUUUCGGAGCCAGGCACAACUAUGGAACAAUUGGAAAGAAUCAACAAAGAAAUCAAGUCAGUCAAGACUGAAGUUGAAGAAAAGCAGAAGAUGCUCCCCAGGUUUACAUUAGCUCUUGAAGAGCUAUCGCAAAGUCCCAUGGUCUCCUUGAGUGACACAAAUGUGAAACAAGCUUUUCCUGAAAACAGCCUGCUCCCACAAGAAAAGUGGAAUGAACCAUCAAAAAACAAAGAGAGUCAGCCUACAAAGUACAUGAUGGACCACACAUGUCCAGCAACUGACCUUGAAUAUGAUCCCUUGUUCAAUUACUCCGUAGCACUGCUUGGAGCAUCUAAAGGAAGGCAGGGUGAGACUGACAGUCAGCCCUUCUGGAAAAAAUCUGUGGGUAAAAAUUGCCACAAGUCCCUGGAGAGUCAAAGACCUUAUGUUUCACCCAUAAGAAUUACAAUAAAUCUUCAAGAUUCUGAUGAAGAUGACCUUGUAAUGGAUGUACCUCCAAUCAUUCCUGUUUCUAGGAAAUCUAAACGCUUUAGAGGCUUUAAAUAUCAGAAUAUGAAGGAAGGGAUACAGGUAGUGCCUCUGGAGGAAAGAAAUCUUCAGAUCAGUGGCAUAGAAGAGAAAAAAAUAGGUGAAACCCAACUAACCACAUACAGAGAAGAUGACAGUAACAAGCUAGAACCAUCAAGAUCACUCAUGAAAACCUCACUAGAUACUAAAACUAAGAUAAACAUGUGUGGUGUUCAAAACCACAUUUCUAAGAUGGGAAGCUUUGGUGGUGAGAAGAUGCAUGUCUGCAUUUCAGGAGAAAAUAUGUCUUAUGCACCUCCCAGGGACAAAGAAAUCCAGACAGGAAGUCAUAGUGAAAGGUAUCCAAAGAGGACAAGACAUGUAAAAACUGAUGAUACUCAAAAAGAAGAGACUGAAUGGCUAUCUUCACCAAGCCAACUCCAGUUCUCUUAUUCAGACGAUCACUUGAAAGACAAAGUUCUGACAGCAUCAGACGAUAGUCAAGACUUGACUAUUUUUGAAGACGGCAGGUUAGUUGAAUUUGGUUUAGAUAAGGAAUAUACUGGAGAUGACACUCCCUCUGACUUGGAUGAUACUACGAAGGAAUGUCUUCGAAUUUUCAGUGAGUUCACACAAAGCCAAGAUCAUGAGGGAGAGACUGCUAAACAGGCUUCAGGAAAGCAAAAGGAAUUAGAUAUGCUGUAUUACCAAAACAUUUCUGGACCAAAAAGGAGAAUCGCACACACGGCCAAGGUUGAUACCCAACAACAAGUAGUGCAGACAAUGACUGCCGUUAAGGAUGGGCAGGCUUUUGAUCCUGCCACUUCAGAACAGAAGAAAAAUACCUUUGUAUGUCCAGCCUCUCAGAGCCAGAGGAAAGCCUUAGGAGAAAAUUCAUGUACAUCAAGCAGCCUUCAUGAGGAUGUAGUUCCUUCAAAGGAAAACCCAAUUGCAAAGCCAAACAGAUCACACAUUCCUGUGAAAACUAUUGCUUCUUUUCCUGUUAAGAUGGUGAAAUACAACGUGGCUCACCAGAAGCAGGCUUUAGGAGCAUCAGAAUCUGCAUCCAAAGUUCCUGAUGAAGUAAGACAGUGUUAUGUCAACCUCUUUUUUGAGAAAUAUUUGAAAGUUUAUAAAACAGAGGAUGAGGCAUUUAAGAAGGCUAAAACAGAAAAAAAGUCAUUUAUGAACACUGUAGCAGUCAAAAUAUGUAUGUGAACAUAGCAAUAAAUACUCUUAAGAAGCUGAGAGACCAAGAUAUGUCUGGAAGCAGUAACGAUAAUAAGACAACUGGAUUGAAAAAGAAUGAAAUGAAAAAUGGACUCACAGGAAUUAUGCUCUACAGACAUCUUAAAGACUAUCUUCUAACUGAAGAACAGUUACGAGAAAAUAACUACCCCCAGCCCAACCCUGAAAAACCAGGGAGUAGUCUUUUAAACCCAGGCAUGACAAAAACUCGUGUAAAUGAUCCUUCUAGGAAGACCUGCUGUCGAUGUGGGAAGAUCUACGGUGUGACUUCUCCAGGCAGACACAGCAGGACAGAGGAAUGUCACUACCACUUUGGCCGAGUGUUGAGUCAUAAAGUGCUAUACAGCCAAAGGCUGGAACUUACUCGAGUGGCAGUGGUGGACCCCAGCCUCCAGGUGGUCUAUGACACAUUUGUGAAACCAGAUGAAGAGCUCAUUGACUAUAACACUAGGUUUUCUGGUGUGGCUGAAGACGACUUGAAGAACACGAAGACCUCAGUCCGUGAUGUGCAAGCCAUCUUACUGAACCUCUUCAGUGCGGACACUAUACUAAGUGGACAUAGCUUUGAACACAGUCUCUACGCGCUUAAGUUAAUUCAUACUUCAGUUGUGGACACGACAGUUCUGUUCCCUCAUCCACUAGGUUUGCCUCACAGAAGAUCCCUGAAGGGUUUAGUGGCUGACUACCUGCAGAGAGUCAUUCAGGAUGAAGGUCACAGUUCCAGUGAAAAUGCAACCGCCUGCAUGGAACUGGUCCUCUGGAAGGUAAAUGACAACCUGAAAUGAAAGAAGUAACCACCUGGCCCAAGAAUAUCUUAAACCUCUGCACUGCUUCCCUGAUUCCUUGGCCUCCACCGCUCGCAGUAGAGUUCGAUCUAUAAUAACAUGAGGUUUCCCCACACUUUCAGAGAAGAGGAGAAAGAAAAGCACUGUCGAGGUUUAUGUAUUACAUUUUAAAGGUUGGAUUCCCACAGCAGUUUCUAAAGUUGUGUCUGGGGAGGGGUGGGGGAGG
Bubalus bubalis (water buffalo) is the source of this 3228-nucleotide messenger RNA. Its product is annotated as RNA exonuclease 1 homolog. The coding region runs from base 2178 to 3002 and encodes 274 amino acids. The record is from RefSeq and is a predicted model, not a curated record. Lineage: Eukaryota; Metazoa; Chordata; Mammalia; Artiodactyla; Bovidae. Gene Ontology annotation, molecular function: nucleic acid binding; exonuclease activity. Gene Ontology annotation, cellular component: nucleus. The transcript has 14 exons.